Molecule: messenger RNA, 2397 nt
Organism: Closterium sp. Naga37s-1
Lineage: Eukaryota; Viridiplantae; Streptophyta; Zygnematophyceae; Desmidiales; Closteriaceae
Source: the annotation of a GenBank genome assembly
AUGUCGGGCGGCUUUACCCGCGAAGCCGUUCUCUCGCACUGCCAGCCGCACGUGCCGGAAUUGUCGUCUUCUGAUGGCGCUGCCGCCCCGCUCCCGGCCGUCCCUUUUCUCCUCUCCUCCAACUCCGUCAUUCGCGGCAAAUGGCGCUACCAAGACCCUCCCGCCGCCGCCGCCGCCGCAGCAGCAGCAGCAGCAGCAGCAGCAGCAGCAGCAGCAGCUGACGGAAACGACACUUCAUCGUCGCCGGCUGGAGCAGACGGCUCGGCGGCAGGAUCAGCCGGCCAGCCGGCAGUCCGGCACAAGGUCCUGACGACGGACUCGGGCGCGUUCGAUUUCUGGACGGAGCACGUCGUGCCGACGGAAAACGGCACGUUGGACGUGGGCGCGCUCGUUUAUGUCACGUCGCAGACGGAAUGGGCGGAGAGCUACAUGGGGACGGUGGUGGUGCGCGCGGAGGGGUAUUUUUCGAUGCGCGCGGGGGUGCUGUGCAUGGUGGGGUGCCAGAGCCGGUUGGGGGGAGGCGCGGGGGGAGGGGAAGGGGAGGAGUCCGCGGAGGCGGAAGAUCCGUACGUGGAUCCGCGGAGGUGCAACAUGCUGCUUGUGCUGAAAUUCAAGGCGAAGAACGAGGUGAGACGCAUGCUGCUGGUGCUGCGGUUCAAGGCGAAGAACGAGGUAUGUGAUGUGCGUGGUGGGUCGCGGUGCCUGGUGGUGGGAUGUGGUGCUAGGUGGCGGAGUGGCGGAAGAACGCCCAAGAGCAGGCGGAGGAGCGCCUGGAGCGGAUUGCAGUGUGGCUUCCUGGGGGCUUCACCUGGUCCUCUCCCUCCUCCUUGCCCCUCCAUCCCUCUAUGUCUCUCUCCUUUCCGCCCACUCCCCGCCCCACACCGCCAGGCGGAGUGGAGGAAGAACGCCCAGGAGCAGGCAGUGGAGCGCCUGGAGCGAAUAGCCGUGGCCAAGUUCGGGGUCAACGGGGAGGGCAAGAGCAACGCCGCUGCUGCUGCCGCUGCUGCUGCUGCUGCUGCUGGUGCUGGUGCUAGUGGCAGCAGUGUGGGGGAAGAAGGGCAGGGAGAAGCAGGAGCAGCGGCAGCAGCGGCGGCAGGAGUAGGGGUGAUCGACCCGCACACUCUGAAGGAACGCACGGAUAUCACGAAGGCAGACCUGCUGGACGAGUUGGGAUCCGAGGUGGAUGAUACUUCCAUUGUCGCCGACGUGCUUGUAAUGGAGGGCACUGUAACGAGUACAAUCCCGGUGGAGCAGGCAGGGGAGGGGAGCGAGUUCUUUGGGCCGCUCGCAGUGGCGGGGGAGACGGAAUCACUCACACAGCAAGCGGAGCUCUUCGAUUGGGACAUGGUGGUCUCGGCCGUGCUCUCUGCCUUCCAAGCGCUGGCAGUGUUUUCUCAGGUCUUACAUGUCCGUUCACACCCCCACGCGCACUUCACCUCCCUCACCAUGAUUGCCACUCAGAUUAUCGUCUUCGCCUCCUUCUGGCUGCGAGACCUCUACUACCCGCUCUCUUUCCUCUCCUCAGACGUCCUCUCCUACCUCCUCACGCAGCUCGCCACCCUCCCCCACGCCAUCGAGUUCCUCACCCUCCUCCUAUACGUCCUCCUCUUUGUCUCUGUCGAAAGGAAGCGGAAACGGGCUGCAGCAGCGUACGCAGCAGCAGCCAGCGGCCUCCCUGUCAGUCCCUCCUCCUCCGCUGCUAUUUGCGCCUCCCGGCCCGCCUUCUCGCCCUCCUCCCCCUCCUCUGUCUCCUCCCGCUCCCCUUCCUCCUCCUCCUCCGCCUCCUCCUUUUCCAUCUCCUCCGCUUCGUCUCAUCCCGGAAGAAACGCUGCUAAAAGCACUCCACCCAGAAUCACCGCUCCUCCGGGAGAAACCUUCGGAACCCACACCACCACCCAGCACCACGCACAACCCCACCAGCAGCAGCCGAUGCAGUUGCUACCUCCCCCGAGUGACGCCUACGUGGCGCUGACGAUCAUGGGCAUGGUGGGGGUGGGCGGCGGUAUUCUCUACGUGUGGGACGCUACAGACGUGCUGCUACAGCUCGCCCACUUCCUCUUCCUGCUGCCGCAAUCCAUCGCAUUCGCCAUCUGGCAACCCCCACUCGCUGCCUGCCGCGGAGUCUCCCUCAAGUUUGCUGUCGGCAACUGGGCCGCUCAGUCCAUCUGGCUUGUCUUUGACUGCUGGCGGCCCCGCCUCCUCGGAUACGACGCACUCUUCCCCUUCCCCCACGCCUACUUCUGGCCCUUCUUCAUCAUCAUGACGUGGCACCUAGCUGUCUUCCUCACACAGUGGAAGUUCGGACCUCUGUGUGUGACAAACACCUCGUUACACGGUUACGCGGCUGUCCCGUCGUCCAACGCGGAGGAAGAUGGGGUGGUAAAUGGAGUGGUGUAG